Molecule: messenger RNA, 2497 nt
Organism: Astyanax mexicanus (Mexican tetra)
Lineage: Eukaryota; Metazoa; Chordata; Actinopteri; Characiformes; Acestrorhamphidae
Gene: katnb1
Product: katanin p80 (WD repeat containing) subunit B 1
Exons: 20
Coding region: 148-2226 (692 amino acids)
Biological process (GO): microtubule depolymerization; microtubule severing
Cellular component (GO): katanin complex
Molecular function (GO): microtubule binding
Source: RefSeq, a predicted model, not a curated record
GGGCACGCGGAGCGGCUGGUUGGGUGUCAGUAGUAGAUUAGCUCAGUUUGUGUUUAUAUUGUUUAGCAACCGAUCAGCCGGACUACCGACCGGCCGGACCCACCGGAGCGGCGAUAGGUAAACACCGGGGUUAAGCUCAUCAAUGCUAUGGCUGCCUCAGACGUCACCAAAAUGUGGUGGAAACUGCAGGACAUGGUGGCCCACUCCAGUAAAGUGUCCUCGCUGGUGUUGGGUAGAUCAGGCCGCUUGCUGGCUACUGGAGGAGAGGACUGCAGGGUCAACAUCUGGGCCGUCAACAAACCUAACUGCAUUAUGAGCUUGACGGGCCACACCAGCCCACUGCAAUGUGUUCAGUUCAGCAGCACAGAGGAACAGGUGGUGGCCGGCUCUGAAUCGGGCUCUUUAAGAGUGUGGGACCUAGAAGCUGCUAAAAUACUCCGGACGUUAAUGGGACACAAGGCUAAUAUCUGCAGUCUAGACUUUCAUCCUUUCGGAGAGCACAUCGCCUCUGGCUCUGUGGAUACUAACAUUAAGCUGUGGGAUGUAAGGAGGAAAGGAUGUGUCUUCAGGUAUAAGGGUCAUACUCAAGCAGUACGCUGUAUAUCCUUCAGUCCAGAUGGAAAGUGGCUUGCUUCAGCCAGUGACGACAGCACAAUUAAGUUAUGGGAUUUAACAGCUGGGAAGUUGAUAACAGAAUUUACAGCUCACACAUCAGCAGUCAAUGUAGUCCAAUUUCACCCUAAUGAGUAUCUUCUGGCCUCGGGCAGUGCUGACAGGACGGUGAAACUGUGGGAUUUGGAAAAAUUUAAGCUAAUCGGCUCAUCAGAAGGAGAAACGGGACCUGUGAGGUGCAUGUUGUUUAGUCCUGACGGCAGCUGUCUGUACAGUGGAUCAGAGGAUGCUUUGCGAGUUUAUGGAUGGGAGCCAGACCGCUGCUUCGACGUGGUUCAUGUAGGCUGGGGCAAAGUCGCUGACUUUGCGAUCUGCAACAGUCAAAUGAUUGGUGUAUCGUGCAGCCAGAUGAAUGUCAGCUCUUAUGUCGUGGAUCUUAGCCGAGUGAAGACGUCAGGAUCUGUGAUUCAGGGAUUGAUUGAGGAUGAUAAGCCGCUUGCAGCACCAACUUCUAAAGGACCAACGUUAAGGCGUAAUUAUGAGAGACCAGCUACGACCUGCAACACACAGAAAAUGAAACAGCAUUCAGAUGCAGACAGGCGCAGUCCAGAGGGGGAGAGGCGGAGCCCAAGCAGCGAUGAUGAGCAUGACGACAAGGAGAGCAAUGCAGAAAUCACAAACCCAGAUGACUAUAAAGAGAUCUUUCAGCCUCGCAAUGCCAUCUGUGAGACAUCCCUACGCACACCUCCCAAAAAAAGCGAACCUUUCCCUGCACCGUUUGUCGAGGAACGCUAUCCUGUGAAGCCCAGUCCAGCUGCAGAGGUUUUUACUCCAAUACCUGACAAACUAAAAGCUUCAAAUGCCACCUCCACUCCGAUUCUGAGAGUGGAGCCCACAGUAGUGGCCUCGACUUCAGCACGUCCUGUCUCUGUGGUAACUGCAUCCGUCGCUUUGCCCUCGAGAAAUAUUGUACCGACAUCCAAACAGAAACCAAGUCCAGUUGUUAUUCCCUCUGCAUGCAAUGAGCUGGUCGGCCUUAAUGUGGGUGAUUUCUUACCACCUACCAGGACUGGUAAGACCAGCGUCACAGCAGAUGAUGAGGCUCUAAAUCAGAUCAGAAAAGGACAUGAAACGAUGUGCGUGAUGCUGACCAGCCGACACAAGAAUCUUGACACGGUCAGAACUGUCUGGACUGGUGGAGACAUCAAGACAUCACUUGACUCUGCUGUUUCCAUCAAUGAUCUGUCCAUCGUGGUGGACAUCCUCAACAUUGUCAACCUCAAACCAUCACUCUGGAAACUUGACACCUGCACCACCAUUUUGCCUCAGAUUGAAGAGCUGCUGCAGAGUAAAUACGAGAGUUAUGUGCAGACUGGCUAUGUGUCUUUAAAGCUGAUUUUGAAGCGCUUUUGGCCGUUGAUCUCAGAGACGCUGACGGCUCUUCCAUCUGUUGGAGUGGACAUCACACGGGAGGAGAGGCAUCAGAAGUGCAAGGCCUGCUAUAAACAGCUGAAAAACCUCAGUAACAUUAUAAAGAACCGGGCAGAGCAAGUUGGUCGCCAUGGCAGCACUUUUAAAGAACUUCAGCUACUUAUGGCCCCGUUGGACUACUAACAGUGACACACACACACACACACACACACACAUAUAUUAAAUGGUCUAGGUGAGUCCUCGAUGGACAAAAGUGUAUAGAGUAUGAAGUGUAAUCAGUCUUCAAAAAUAUAAAUUAUAUAAUCAUAACCUAUCUCUAAACUGUGGGCAACAUUCCAAGGAAAAAGGCAACUCUUUCAAUUUUUUAUUAGUCGAUUCAAGUUUGUUAUAUAUUUUGCACAUAUAAUAGAACUGUAAACACUAAAGUUUUCCAAAUAAAAUACUUCUUUGAUUA